Messenger RNA from Sclerotinia sclerotiorum 1980 UF-70, 690 nucleotides. RefSeq lists its product as hypothetical. The transcript has a single exon. The record is from RefSeq and is a predicted model, not a curated record. Bases 1 to 690 code for a protein of 229 amino acids. Lineage: Eukaryota; Fungi; Ascomycota; Leotiomycetes; Helotiales; Sclerotiniaceae.
AUGUCUACUCCAGGUCCUCUCUUCAUAAUUGGAACCGGUCCCAUGAUCGGAUCUCACAUAGCCCGGCUUUUCGCAACCCACACCUUCACCAAGAUUGCACUCUUCGCACGCAACCAAACCACCUUAACCACAUCCAGCGAAUUCAUUACCAGCGCCGCCCCAUCCGUUUCAAUCCAUACCUACACAGCCGACGUAACAGACACACCAGGUCUAACACGGGCCCUCCAAAAAGCCAUACAAGAAGUCGGGUCCCCAGAAGUAGUAAUCUACAACGCCGCCCGAGUCAGCUAUGGAGAAUUCGGCUCAUACAAAGAAGAAGAUAUCGUUGAAGAUUUCAAGAUUCCCAAUCUGGGACUCUAUACUACAGCCAAAAUAUUACUUCCAGCCUUACAAACAUUAGCAAAAGAAAAACCAGAUGCUCAUCCGUCGCUUUUCGUUACCUCGUCUCCGCUUAUCUAUAAAGCUUUCGCGCCGGUUUUUUCUUUAAGUAUGGCGAAGGCCGCGCAGGCGAAUUUGGUUAGGGGGUUGAGUGAGCUGGUGAAGGAUGAGGUUCAUGUUGCGCUUGUGAUAGUUGGGGGACCGGUUGGUGAGGAGGAACCGGUUAAUAAUCCGGAGUAUAUUGCUGGGAAGUUUUGGGAGUUGUGGGAACAAAAGAAGGGGGAGAGGGUGGGAGAGUUUUUGGUUCAGUAG